Molecule: messenger RNA, 749 nt
Organism: Drosophila serrata
Lineage: Eukaryota; Metazoa; Arthropoda; Insecta; Diptera; Drosophilidae
Gene: or
Product: AP-3 complex subunit sigma-2 or
Biological process (GO): intracellular protein transport; Golgi to vacuole transport
Cellular component (GO): AP-3 adaptor complex; membrane coat
Source: RefSeq, a predicted model, not a curated record
GCCCUGGCAAGAAACAGCUGGCAGUUUUAUCAACAUUUAUAAACUAUAAUGAUUAAAGCCAUUCUUGUGUUUAACAACCAUGGAAAGCCAAGACUUUCCAAAUUCUACCAGUAUUUUGACGAAAGCCUGCAACAACAAAUAAUCAAGGAGACCUUCCAGCUGGUAUCCAAGCGGGACGAUAAUGUUUGCAAUUUCCUAGAGGGCGGCAGCUUGAUUGGCGGAUCAGAUUACAAGCUUAUCUACCGCCACUAUGCCACGCUGUACUUCGUGUUUUGCGUGGACUCCUCGGAGAGCGAACUGGGAAUCCUUGACUUGAUUCAGGUAUUCGUGGAGACCCUUGAUAAGUGCUUUGAGAAUGUCUGCGAGCUGGACCUGAUAUUUCACGCCGAUGCCGUCCACCACAUUCUGUCAGAACUGGUCAUGGGCGGUAUGGUGCUGCAAACCAACAUGAACGACAUAAUGGCCAGGAUCGAAGAGCAGAACAAGAUCGUCAAACAGGAGGCGGGCAUCUCGGCUGCGCCAGCACGCGCUGUGAGCGCCGUAAAGAGUAUGAACAUUCCUCAACAGAUUAAGGACAUCAAGCUACCUGAUCUGCCGCAGGCAAUUAAGGACUUUAAGUUCUGACAAAUUUCUUCAAGAAUUUCCAAUGGCACUCUACGUUCAUGGACUGCUGAUACAUUUAAACUAGGCCUCAUUUAUCCAAUGUAUCUCCCUUUACCGAAUAAAUAUAUAUAUGCAAUUUAACUAUA